CCGCGGCUCCGUUUCACCCCCCUGCCCGGCGGCGGGAGCCGGGGCUGAGCCGCCCCCCCGAAGCCAGAGCCAUGUGAGCAGGAGCCGCGCCGCCGCUUCAGCGGGCACGUCCAGGAUGUGAAUAGCCGCCCGGUCGCCUGCACCCCGCCGCCGCCCGGCCGCCCCCCGGGCCGGAGGCUCACCGGCGUCCAGCCCUGCCCCAGGCCAGCAUGACCGAGGUGAAGGCCAAGGAGCCCAGAGCGCCACCGCCUGCCAGAGACGGGGCGGUCCUGCUGCAGGGCCAGCCCGGCCGAGACCCCUUCCGCAGGGAAGCGGAGGCCAUCGACAUCUCCCUGGACGGGCUGCUCUACCCCAAGAGCAGCGACGAGGAGGAGGACGACGACGAGGACGAGGAGGAAGAGCCGCGGCAGCAGCCGGGGGAGGAGGAGGAGCGGGACUCCCUCUCCUACCGGCCGGGGAACGGCUCCCUCUCGGACAAGGACUCCCUGGACACCGUCCUGGACACCUUCCUGGCGCCCGCGGCUCAUGCCAGCUCCGCCGUGGCCGCGGCGCCCUGGUCCUUCCUCGGGGCGGAGGCCGCGGCGGCGCCCGACGCCCCGAUGAGCCGCGGCCCCUCGCAGAAGGCGGGCGAGGCCGCCCCGGGGGCGCCCGGCCCCUCGCACCCCCCGCCGCGGCCCGCCCCGCUCUGGCCGGCCGGCGACGCCGUGACCACCGCCGCUAAACCGCGGCCGGCGGGGCCGGGGGGCGGCGCGGAGGGUCCCGCCGGCCCCAAGGGCGAGGCCCCCGGGCUGGCGGCGCUGCCCGGCGGGGAGCGCGGCUUCGCGGGCGGCGGGGGGCGGCCGGGGGCGGGGGAGCCGGGGCAGGAGUGCCUGCACGUGCCGCUGCUGCCGCUCAACUCGGCCUACCUGGCCUCGCGCACGCGGCAGCUGCUGGACGGCGCGGAGUACGAGGGCGGCGGCGGCGGCGGCGCGGGGCCGCGCUCCUCGCCCCCCGCCCCGGACCUGGCGGGCUACGUCUACCCGCCGGCGGACGCCAAGGAGGUGCACUUCGCCUACGGCGACUUCCAGCCCGCCCUGAAGAUCAAGGAGGAAGGUCUCGGCCUCCCCACCGCGUACCCCGGCGGCAGGGCCACCCCCGCGGCGGGCUGCGCCGACUACCCGCAGCCCCCGCGGGCCGGGCAGGAGCCCUCGCUGGAGUGCGUCCUCUACAAGACGGAGCCCACCCUCCUGGCCGGAGCCUACGGGCCGGCGGCGGCGGCGGCGGCGCCGCUCGACAGCCUGCCCUCCACCUCGGCCGCGCCGCCGGGCCUCUACCCGCCCCUGGGUCUCAACGGGCACCAGCCCCUGGGCUUCCCGGCGGCGGUGCUGAAGGAGGGCUUGCCCCAGCUGUGCCCGCCCUACCUCGGCUACGUCCGGCCAGAUACAGAAACCAGCCAAAGUUCUCAAUACAGUUUUGAAUCGCUACCCCAGAAGAUUUGUCUCAUCUGUGGUGAUGAGGCUUCUGGUUGCCACUACGGAGUACUUACCUGUGGAAGUUGUAAAGUCUUCUUUAAAAGGGCAAUGGAAGGGCAGCACAACUAUUUAUGUGCUGGAAGAAAUGACUGCAUAGUUGAUAAAAUUCGUAGGAAGAACUGUCCAGCAUGUCGCUUGAGGAAGUGCUGUCAAGCCGGUAUGGUCCUGGGAGGUCGAAAAUUUAAAAAGUUUAACAAAAUUAAGGUUGUGAGAACAUUAGAUGUCGCACUCCAGCAGCCAGCAACCCUUCAAGAUGAAAGCCAGUCUCUAACCCAAAGGCUGUCCUUUUCUCCAAAUCAAGAAAUACAGUUUGUUCCCCCAAUGAUAAGUGUUCUACGGGGCAUUGAGCCAGAAGUUGUCUAUGCUGGUUAUGACAAUACAAAACCGGAAACACCAAGUUCCUUGCUUACCAGUCUAAAUCAUCUUUGUGAGAGGCAACUUCUCUGUGUAGUCAAAUGGUCUAAAUUGCUACCAGGAUUUCGGAAUUUACAUAUUGAUGAUCAGAUAACCCUCAUCCAGUAUUCCUGGAUGAGUCUAAUGGUUUUUGCAAUGGGAUGGAGAUCGUACAAACAUGUCAGUGGUCAGAUGUUAUAUUUUGCACCAGAUCUGAUUCUAAAUGAACAGAGGAUGAAAGAAUCAUCGUUCUAUUCCCUGUGUCUAUCCAUGUGGCAACUCCCACAGGAAUUUGUCAGACUUCAAGUUAGCCAAGAAGAGUUCCUAUGUAUGAAAGCACUGUUACUUCUCAACACAAUUCCUUUGGAAGGUCUAAGAAGUCAAAGCCAAUUUGAUGAGAUGAGAACAAGUUACAUUAGAGAACUGGUGAAGGCAAUUGGUUUGCGCCAGAAAGGUGUUGUGGCCAACUCACAACGUUUCUAUCAGCUUACAAAACUGAUGGAUUCCAUGCAUGAUCUAGUGAAACAGCUCCAUCUCUUCUGUCUGAACACAUUUCUCCAGUCCCGUGCACUGAGUGUUGAAUUCCCCGAGAUGAUGUCAGAGGUGAUUGCUGCCCAGCUACCCAAGAUUCUGGCAGGGAUGGUGAAACCUCUUCUCUUUCACAAAAAGUGAAAUGUCUUUUCUCUUAUCAUAGAGAUGAUUUCUGGGUCAUUUUUUGUUUGUUUAUUUUGGUCAAGAUUUUGCAAUGUCAGGACUUCAGUAUAUUUGUCAUACUUACCCCGCCUACUGCUUUAUACUUGUAACAUACACAAGCCAUUUAAGCUUGAUGUACAUAUUGUGAGUUCCUGAUUCCUUAACUGCAAAAAUCACAACAGUCAUAAGAAAUGUUUUGUAAACUUGGCUAGGUUGCUUUUUAGGUAUGCAUAAGAAUGACAAUGAAUAGAGUUUUCAGAUUUCUAAGAACAGUUAUCUUAUACAUUUUUCUUACAUAUUACACACUCUGAAAUUUCUGAUCUGACAUGGUGUAAACUUUUUACUUUAGUACAUUGUGUGCAUGAGUACACGUGGGCAUGUGCGUAAUACAAGAUUUUGGAGGAAUUAAAAUAAAUAUUGCCCACAUUUUCUCACAGAUAUUUCACUUUUUAUUAACUACUCUGCCUCACAGAAAUAUCCUUUCAAAGUCAGCUGUCCAGGAUUAAGUAGACGUCACUGCAGUAGCUUCAUGAGUAACUAAAGUGCUAGGCACAAAGUAUACAUUCAUAUUCUUGUCUGUGCUCAUACUGCAUUGAAACUCUGAGUUCAGCGCACUGUUUUCUGCACUGUUCAGUGCAGCUCUCCUUCAAAAAUUGGAAAGCAGGAGAAUUUCCGUGUAUAUUACACCAGAAGUAAUGUGUAUGCAAACCCACUAAGCUUUGGUUUGUGUUACUUUCCUUAAAAGUUCAGCACUUACUUACUAAAGCUGAAUCACUUAGCUAUAAUCUUAAAUUCAUCAACUUUAAAAUUCUGUAUUUGAGAAGCUUUAAAUAGAGAUGUUUUCACUGACUACAACUCUUAAUAAUCUUAAUGUUUUGAAUUCUAAUGCUGAAUACUCAAACAGCCAUUAACAACAAAUUAUAGUGAGAUUAAAUGCAAAAAGAAAUGGAAGAUAUGACUACAAAUGUUUUGAUACACAUCAGGCUCAUUUCAGUACUAUUUAGUGAAGCUACAUAUUUUAUAUUUUAAAGGCAUGCCAUUAUAAUUGGGGUAACUGUAAAAGAGGAAUUGGACUAAAUUAGCUUUAUACAUUCAAGAAGAACGUCAUGUUUUACCAUGGAAAUGAAUAUUUGAUGGAAGAAUUAUAAUGUGGUGGUGUUUGUUCCUUUGAUAAGGAUAUGAAGCAACUCCUGCUUUUAAAGCAGUAAAUUGUUGAUAUAUUCAAACAACAGAGAAACGGAUAAAGCCCAAGAAGAAUUUAUGAGUCUAUUAAAAUAGGACAAAUUUUGCCAGUCACUAAAAAUGGUACUCAAAUUCUCUAACAACAUAGGAAAUGGUGAGUCUUACUUGGGUACUUGCUGGCCAUAUGCUUUUGCUCUUCCCCAUGACAUGUUGGAUGCAUCCAUCGUGUGAUAGCAUACUGUUGAUGGUGUGUAGCUUGGUCUGUAUAGACAUAUCCUUGUCACGUGAACAAAGGCCCGUGGGACAUAAGUUCAGUAUCCCUGAUUAAAUCAGGGUCCCUCUCAUUAAAAGUGUAAGUGAUGUUACUUGUUCAUAAAAAUUACGUCCUGAUUCUUGAAAAAAAUGUGGACAACUAACAACUAAAGGUAGAUCUAAAGGUAUCCUUACUAUUUAUCAUUUCCUAAAGCCAAUCAAGAAGAAGCUACAUUAUGACUGGGGAUAAAAACGUUUUUGAGAUUCCCACAUAGUAGUACAAAACUCACUAGAGUUGGUGCAAAGAUGUGGCCAUGGAUAAAAUGGUAUAAGCAGACUUUUGUGUUAGUUGAGUAGGUUCGUCAUUUCCAACUGCCCAGACAAGCAAUUUCUUUCAUAUUCAAUAGAGUCUGACUUUUAACUGUGAUCCUUAAAGCCAUUAUGUUUUAAUAAAUAACAUGAAAUUCUUUAUUUCUACAUAUUGAGGUUUCGUUUUCUUUGUUUUUCUUUGUAUUUGCAUUCAGUAAUUGUAGAGCUUAGUAAAAAAGUCCAUUUCAACCA
Messenger RNA from Gymnogyps californianus (California condor), 4592 nucleotides. RefSeq names its product progesterone receptor (gene PGR). Gene Ontology annotation, cellular component: nucleus. The record is from RefSeq and is a predicted model, not a curated record. Gene Ontology annotation, biological process: steroid hormone receptor signaling pathway; regulation of DNA-templated transcription. NCBI's taxonomy places the organism in Eukaryota, Metazoa, Chordata, Aves, Accipitriformes, Cathartidae. Gene Ontology annotation, molecular function: zinc ion binding; DNA-binding transcription factor activity; sequence-specific DNA binding.